AUGGCCUCCAUCUUCACUUUUGAUCCAGACCCGCCGCGGGUCGCCUCGCCGUGGUCGACUCCGCGCUCAGUGACGCCGCGCGAGCCGUCUCGACCCGGCCUGUCAACCCAUCCGCCCGGCGCAUCCUUCGCCACGGGUGGCGCACUUGAGCCAAGGGCUGUGCUUGAAUCAGACCGUGCUGUCACCAAGUUGGACGCAGAGCCCCAGGAAGGCCCUACCGAGUACAAACUACACCUUCUGCUGCGCCCACGGCGAUCCUUCACCACGUCGACAACCGCUCGUCACGUGGCGGGGUCGCAUCGUUCGAGUCUCGGAGUUCCAACACCUCACAGUGUCUCCGAGACGGCCGUAUCGCGCACUCCCGCCAGCACUCCUCCGCGAGCCACAUCCAGCCAAUCACGCCAGCAUCGUCUGGAACAGCUGACCACGCAGCUGCUGUGGCGGCUGCAGCAAUCGUCACCAUACCAUUCCACGUCGGCCAAUGAGCUUGUCGUUCCGCAGUUGCCUGAAGCAGCCGAGCAACUCAGGGCACCGCCUUCUCUUGCAAGGUUGCUCCCGGGAUUGGAAGAAAGCAAAGGUGCAUUGUACGAGAUUGGCGUUGCCGACGAUGGCACUUUUGUGGGGCUCGCCGACGAUGAAAUGGCCGAGAGCUUGACCAAUCUACGCGCCAUGGCAGCCAGCCUCGGUUGUACCGUCAAGGUCCUGCGCAUGAUCCCCGUGGGCGAAUGCGCUUGGACCGACGAGAUCGACGAGACGGCGCACAGUGGCAAGCUUUGGGUUGCAGAAGCUUUCAUCAAGCCAGAGGUCAACAGCCCGCAGGCUCCAGGCCCUGCUGCUGUUGCUGCUGCUGCACAGAACCACCAUGUCGCGCAGCCACUUUCGCACAUCAGCCUUGAUGACAGCACUUCCGCAUCCGAGCAGCUCCGUGUCUCCCUGACCGGAGCAACCAUGUCUGGCAAGUCCAGCCUGCUUGGAAGCUUGUCCACCGCAACCUUGGACAAUGGAAGGGGCAAGUCUCGACUCAGCUUACUGAAACACAGACAUGAAAUUGCCUCUGGAAUGACUAGUUCGGUCACUCAGGAGCUCAUCGGCUACACCGAGUCGUCCGAUGGCUCAGGUAGUGUGAAUGUGAUCAACUAUGCUUCGGGCAAUGUUGAUUCCUGGAACGAUGUUCAUGCGGCUUGCCAGUCCAGCCGCCUGGUCUUUCUUUCCGAUUCUGCUGGCCACCCGCGUUACAGACGGACUACUGUCCGCGGUCUGAUGGGCUGGGCCCCGCACUGGACGUUGCUAUGUGUGCCAGCAGACAACGAUGAGGAUACUUCUGGCAGGGUCGGUAGUACUCCGUCAUCCGAAGAGGUUCUCGGCGCCGCCGCCGCUGACGUCGACCUCUCGGAGGCGCAUCUAGAGCUUUGUCUCAAGUUGGAACUGCCGCUGAUUGUUGUGGUUACUAAACUCGACCUAGCUUCGAAAAGCGGGAUAAAGAAGACUUUGUCCAAGCUGCUUACAUUUUUGAAAAAGGCUGGGAAGAAGCCGCUAAUCAUACCUGAUUCCUCUACAACGGUAACGGAGGAUGAUCUCGCUGUCGUACCAGUUUCAGACCUCGAGCUCGUGCGAGCCAAGGUUACAAACGAGCUGUCGCACGACCCUCUUGUUGUCCCGAUCGUGUUGACUAGCGCUUUGAGUGGUAUGGGCAUUCGCAAGCUGCAUGCCAUUCUACACCAAAUAUCCAUUCCUUCAGCGCCGACGACGUCGACCGAAAAUGGACAUGCCACGCAUCCACGCUCUCCUCCAAGUUCCAAGAGCAACACCCCACUCGCUACACUCUACCACGUCGAAGAUGUUUGGAGACUCAACUCCAAUGACGACGCUACACCCGAGACCUCCGAAAUCUCCAUUGUGAGCGGCCGUCUCGAUUAUGGUACCCUUCACCUUGGUGAGGAACUCCUGCUCGGCCCGUACCCGGUUGGCAACAUCGCAGCAGUCACACUAGCUACCGAGGACGGUAGUGACAGCAGCGGUUCCCCUGGCGCUCCUUCGAGGCCAAGCGCCGCCGUCACUCCAACAAGCCGCUCUUUCCCCGGUGCUCUCUACCAAAACUUGACCCUCCCGUAUCACCGAGCGUCCUCCCGCGCGCCCAAGCAGCACGAGUGGCGCCGCGUCCGCAUCACGAGCAUGCGAAACCUGCGUCUGCCCGUCCGAACCCUGUUCGCAGGGCAGGUCGGCUCGCUCGGGGUCCUUCCGCUCGACGACAACAACACGCCCAACGCCGCCCCGGGAGCAGCAGCAGCAGCAGCCCUGUCUUCAUCGACAUCCUCUUCCAGGGCCGGCACAGCAGCAGCCACAGCGGCGCUACAAGGUCGCAUCCGCAAGGGCAUGGUGCUCGUCCGCCCGGUCGGCGGGAUCGGCAACCCGCCGCAAUCCUGCCGCGCCUUCGUCGCCCGCUUUGCGGGAGAGGGCGUGCGAAGCCUGAUCGUGGGCAGCCUGGCCGUCACGUACAUCGCCAGCGUCAGGGCGAGCGCGAAAGUCAUCGCCAUCGCAAUCGACGACGGCGGCGGCGGCGACGGGAAGAAGCGGCGGAAAGCGCAGAAAGACGGCAGCGGUGCCGAGGCGAACGGGAAGGAAAGGGACGGGGGAGACGACGCGUUCGGCUUCGCGUUUGACGAGAGCGAAGACGGAGACGAGGAAGCGAGCGGCGGCGAGGCGGACGACGUUGACAGGGACGGCGGCGGCGGCGGCGGCGAAAGCGACGAGGGCACGCUCGUGACUUUCCAGUUCGUGGCGACGCGCGAGUUCAUCGAGGUGGGGGCGCGGGUGUUGGUGAUGGAGGGUGGCAGAAGGCAGAGGGAGGUGGCAGACAGGUCCGAGAGGAGCGUGGUGGGUCUGGAGGGCUUCGCCGGCAAGGUGGUCGAGUGGUUUGGAUGA
Diplodia corticola is the source of this 2922-nucleotide messenger RNA. Its product is annotated as gtp-binding protein 2. Gene Ontology annotation, biological process: translational elongation. NCBI's taxonomy places the organism in Eukaryota, Fungi, Ascomycota, Dothideomycetes, Botryosphaeriales, Botryosphaeriaceae. The transcript has a single exon. Gene Ontology annotation, molecular function: GTPase activity; translation elongation factor activity; GTP binding. The record is from RefSeq and is a predicted model, not a curated record. The coding region runs from base 1 to 2922 and encodes 973 amino acids.